AUGUCGGUGGCCUCCUCUGGACCCGCUCUACCAGAAACGAAGGAGGAGCUGGAAGACUUGAUGUCUGACAUAAAGAAGACCGCGAACAAAGUGCGCUCCAAGCUAAAGAGUAUUGAGCAGAGUAUUGAACAAGAGGAAGGACUGAACAGGUCAUCUGCUGACCUGCGGAUAAGGAAAACUCAGCACUCAACGCUGUCACGCAAGUUUGUGGAGGUGAUGUCUGAAUACAACGCCACGCAGACUGACUACCGGGAGCGCUGCAAGGGCAGGAUUCAGAGGCAGCUGGAGAUCAGAGGAGCACGAGCCUUGGUGCCUGUCCUGGGCAGCUCCCUGGACCAGCUCAGCUGGCCUGUCAUGACUCUUCGCAGCAGUAGUCAUGUCUUCUGGCCGAAGGUGGACCCCAGGCGACACCUCUGA
This is a messenger RNA of Eurypyga helias (sunbittern), 417 nucleotides long. RefSeq names its product syntaxin-1A-like. The record is from RefSeq and is a predicted model, not a curated record. Gene Ontology annotation, molecular function: SNAP receptor activity; SNARE binding. NCBI's taxonomy places the organism in Eukaryota, Metazoa, Chordata, Aves, Eurypygiformes, Eurypygidae. Gene Ontology annotation, biological process: exocytosis; synaptic vesicle fusion to presynaptic active zone membrane; intracellular protein transport. The transcript is spliced from 5 exons. Bases 1 to 417 code for a protein of 138 amino acids. Gene Ontology annotation, cellular component: synaptic vesicle; SNARE complex; plasma membrane.